Molecule: messenger RNA, 1348 nt
Organism: Daucus carota subsp. sativus
Lineage: Eukaryota; Viridiplantae; Streptophyta; Magnoliopsida; Apiales; Apiaceae
Product: ceramide synthase LOH2
Exons: 6
Coding region: 215-1075 (286 amino acids)
Biological process (GO): ceramide biosynthetic process
Cellular component (GO): membrane
Molecular function (GO): sphingosine N-acyltransferase activity
Source: RefSeq, a predicted model, not a curated record
AGAUUAACCUCUCCAAUUUCUCUCUCUAGAUUUUCUGUUUCGCUUUAAUCUCUCUCGCUCAAUCUCUCUCUUUCUCUCUCUCUCGCGUAUACAACAUAAAAACAAAUUAGGGCAAAUAACAAUGCUCGCUCUCUAAUGUUCAUAUGUAAUUCACAUUUUUUCAAUCAAUUGAUGAUUUACAAUCUUCGAUUUCUUCACAGUUCGAGUUGCUUCAAUGGACUCGAACAUUAAUAAAAGCGACGUAAGCUCCUGGCAUUUGAUCUUCUCGCUGUUGCUCGCCUUCGUUUUCCUUUUUCUUCGCUUCGUACUCAAUCGAUUCGUCUUUCGUAGGUUGGCCAUUUGGGUAUUGAGCUUUAAAAGUAUAUCUUUGAAAUAUGACGAAUCUUCACAAGCAAAAAUUGAGAAGUGCAUGGAGUCUAUGUGGAAGCUAACUUACUAUGGCACUGCCGAAGUUUGUAUACUGAAGGCUAUAAACCACGAGAAGUGGUUCAGGAGUACAGAGGAAUACUUCAAAGGCUGGCCGAAUCAGGAGUUGACGUUUCCUGUAAAGCUUUAUUAUAUGUGCCAGUGUGGGUUCUACCUCUAUAGCAUUGGUGCCUUGGUCAAAUGGGAAACACGCAGGAAGGACUUUUCUGUUAUGAUGUCUCACCAUAUAAUAACUGUCAUCCUCAUUAGUUACUCAUACAUUACAAGGUUCUUCCGGAUCGGGUCUGUUGUUCUAGCAUUGCAUGAUGCAAGUGACGUGUUCAUGGAAGCAGCCAAAAUUUUCAAAUAUGCUGAGAAUGAGCUUGGUGCAAGUGUACUUUUUGGGUUUUUUGCUAUUUCAUGGCUUCUAACGAGGCUUAUAUUUUUUCCAUUUUGGGUUAUUCAUGCUUCAAGCUAUCAUCUUGCUAAGGUCUUGAGGCUCUCAGAGGCAUAUGACAUGUUACUAUAUUAUGUUUUCAACACAAUGCUAUUGACCCUACUCGUGUUUCACAUCUAUUGGUGGAUACUCAUAUGCUUUAUGAUCAAGAGGCAGCUAAAAAAUAGAGGGCAGGUUGGAGAAGAUAUAAGAUCUGAUUCAGAAGAUGAUUAGUUGGAUGGAUCUGCACCUGGUUACUGUUCCGGAGGAGAGAUAUUAUCCUGCCAGAGGAUUACAUUUGACAUGACUGUAGAUUUGUCACUGUAUCUUUAUGUUCUCAUAUAUCGUAGAAUGGGUAGGCAUCUUGGUAUAGAUCUGAUGUAUAAAUGAUAAGAAGUUAACAUGAGUUUUUUGCUUGCAAUUCUUACCAGAAGGGAAUUGUAUUUUAGUUUAGAAUUACAGAAAAUUAUAUACUAGAGUCUAUAUUCAGGUUCUUGGGCUUUACAA